Molecule: messenger RNA, 3117 nt
Organism: Mucor velutinosus
Lineage: Eukaryota; Fungi; Mucoromycota; Mucoromycetes; Mucorales; Mucoraceae
Exons: 2
Coding region: 1-3117 (1038 amino acids)
Biological process (GO): malate transport
Source: RefSeq, a predicted model, not a curated record
AUGAAAUCUCCUUUACUCUUAUUUAAAGGCAAAGGAGAAUUAUGGAAAAUCAUAACGAAAUGUGUGAUCGCUUACGAGAUUGCCACUAUUCUUGUGUUGAUUCCUGCAUUUUAUAGAAUUGCAGGCAGCCCACCUUACCUUGUACCACUUGGAACUCUGUUUUUCAACGCAAGCGGAACCGCCGGCAACCAGAUCAUGGGCAUGUUGCUCAACGUAUUGACCAUGGCACCCGCUGCUUUCUGGAGUGGUGUGAUUGUGAAGCUGUGUACAGUCUAUAAUUAUGCUCGCUUGAAUGGACAUCCCGAGCUCUACAGUAACGGCGCUGGCAUCAUUGCCGCAAUUGGAUUUGGCAUGUGCGUCUUUGUUACAGCUUAUUACCGACUCAAGUACCCUCGACUCUAUAUACCAGCAUUGCAGGGCUUCACCAUGCCUUUCUUUAUCAUUACGCUGGGUGCUUACAAGACCGAGUUCAAUGUCCUGGAUGUGGUAAACACAUUCUAUCCCGUGUUGAUUGGCGGCGCGAUUGCUUUGGUUGUGAAUCUAGUGCUAUGGCCAGAGACAGCAGCAAAGGCAGCCGAGCGAUCUAUAGGCAACACAAUGGAAUCCAUGAAGACUGUCUUGUCGUUUGUGCAUGAAGAUUUGCUGAAAAACGAUGAUUCUGGUGUUAUGACAGGUGAUGUGUCUGCUAGCACUAAGCUUCAGGGAUUAAACAACAAGCUGCAAAAAGACAUUAGCAGCAUGAAAGCAGCAAGACAAGAUGCCAAGUAUGAAAUUAUUGUGUCCUACUACAAACCUGCUUACUACAAGCCAUUGCAUCGCUCCCUGUACAUUUUGUCUCAAGAUUUACUAGGCUUCUCUCUCGCCAUCAAACGAGAAGUGCGCAUCAUGCUGGAGAAAAAGGUCAAAGCUCACCUGAAUGGCCUCCGAAAACGACAUGGGCUUGCAAAUCCAGCCACAGCUGUAUCAUCCGGCAGACAUCUCGUAGAGAAAGCACCCAAACCCAUCUUGCCCACCACUGCUUCAGCCCAUUUAACACUGCAAGCAAAUGACCAGCUACAUGCCAGUGUGCUAUCUGGCGAUACAUUGUUACAAGGCAGAGAAUACAAGGACAUUGAUCGACUCCAACAGUCUAUUCAGCCAUCGCUGAAGCGCUUCUUAAACACCUGCAUUUUGACGCUGGAUCAGAUUGAAAACGAGCUGGUCGAGCACAAAGCAAUUACUGUCAACAAGCAGCCACAAAAGACACACAGCACCUCCACGAUUGAUUUGAGCGCAGCUCUGACAGAGUUUAAAGAAACUGAGCUGAUGCUGCAGCAGGAAUACGAUCAAUCUAGCAAUGUGCCCACCGAAGACCACUUUUUGGUGUUUACAGUCAUCUUUACAUUGGUUGGGUUUGGCAAAGAACUAAUCACACUGCAGAACAAUGUGCAUGAAUUGAUUCUCAAGAGCAACAAGGACAGCUGGUGGCCAUCUCAAAUCCACUUUCCACAUGCCAACAUCAGUGCUUGGCUCAGUAAAGGUUCAACACACAAAGGAGAUCAGUCACUCUCAGAAAAGGUCAUUUUGGAAGACGACGAGCUCAGAGAUAUGCAGAGAACAACAACCAACCACGAGAUGCGUAGACGAUCCACAGUAGCUGGUCCUGCUGAACUACAAGAAGACAAAGACGAUGAGGAAGAUGAGGAAGAAGGGAGCCUGGCAUUGAACCGUCGUAUUAGCCGUAUUGUGUCUCGCAUCGAAACGAAUCCAGACCGUCUUCAAGACGCCUCAGAUGAUGCUUUGACAACAGAAGAGCAGCACGAAAAGGAGAUUGAACUAGAAGAAGCCGAAUCAGUGCCCCUGCAGCAAAUCAAAGGUCGUUAUAUUUGGAACAGGUGGCUCUACAAGCUGACAAAGUGGUUCCAGUACGGCCCCACGCGAUAUGCCAUCAAAUUUACAAUCACCUGCGAACUACUAGCGCUGAUGGCAUUUCUACCUAUUGAAGGUGUCAAUGCACUCUACAACAACAAUCACGGCCAAUGGGCUCUCUUAUCUGCUAUGGUGGUGUUUAAUUACACAGUAGGCUCUACAGCACUACAGUGUAUAUUCCGUGUGAUUGCUACCGUCAUUGGUGCAGUCGCUGGCUAUGUUUGCUUGUUGGCUGGUAAUCGAAAUGAGAACCCCUACGUGAUUGCCGUCAUGGUGUUGGUGCUUCAGAUCCCCAUGUGGUACUUUUUGUUUGACACGAAAUACCCUCGUAUUGGCUUCAUCUCAAUUUUAACGCUGGCUGUGAUCACAUUUACUGGCUACGAAAACACAAUGGAUGAGUCCAUUUUUGCACCUGUGUGGAAGCGCAGUAUCACUGCCUUCUUUGCCAUCAUUGUCGUCAUGCUGGUGGAUCAAAUUGUGUGGCCAGUGUGGGCAAGAAAGAAGCUCAGGACGUCUUUGGCUGAUCUCCUCAUUGCUACAGGUAUCCAAUACUCUCGUGUGGUAUCUUUGGUGUGUCAAGAGAAUACGAGCUCGUACAGGUACCGAUCCACAUUUCAAGAGUGCGAAGCCAAUCAAAAGGUCUUGACCAAGCAGAUGUAUGUGGUUCAUGAAAUGUUGAUGCUGGCUGCUGAUGAACCACGCUUGACCAAAGGCCCGUUUCCCAUCAAGGAAUACGAACUGAUUCUGGAGCACGAACGCAACAUUCUUCACUGGAUCCAACAUAUUCAAAAGGCUCAAUCUUUCAUCACCACUAGCGUGCGGCAAACCAUCAUGAACCCAGUCAACUCGUAUCGAAAAGAAAUGGCAGCUGCUGUACAUCUCUACCUAUAUACAUUGGCUUGUGCCUUACGCACCAAAUCGUCCUUACCAGCCUCGUUACCCUCUGCUGAGAUGGCAAGACGCAUGCUACAAACAAAGCAAUCCAUGGGCUGGAAGAAGAAUUACGAGUUGUUGUGCAGGAUGUCUGCAAAAUCCAUCGCCAAUCGUGAAAGUGCAGAGCAUCAGGUGUUUUGGCAUACGUACGCAGCUGGCUCUACAGAAGUGGUGGUGGAGCAGGAAGCCAUGGGCGAUAUCGUAGCGAGAUUAAUGGGUCAGCAUGUGUUUAAAGCUGCUACCAAGGAUUGGAUCCAAUCUGCUUCAUUAGAGUAA